AUGUUGUCCAUGGCAUCGAAUCGAGUCAACACAGCUGAAGUACAGAUGUGCAGCCAACCAACGGUGGGCUGGCAGGACUGGAGGUCCACUCUAACGAGCGUGGAUGACAAAGAGCAUGAUGUCAAUGCAGCGAUCUUGCUCGAUAUCGAUGAUGCCGUCAGCUCGCUGUCCUCGGACUCCACCACGGUCGUGGAGGACGGGAGCAUGCAAGAGUCGAAGAAGGCGAAGCUUUCGCACCAUGUCACUGAGAGCCCCAAGAUUUCAGAUGACGAGGAGAAGGACGUUCAAGAUGCCAUCGUUCUCACGCAAUCUAGUCCGUGCAAGGUUGUCUUCAUGGAGAGGAACAAGAUGGUUGUGGCAUCGAGCACUGAUCAUCAGAAUGCUUCAACUGAGCACAUAGUCGUGGCAAGCAACAGCAGCACGCUGGACUCUUGGUAUCCUCAACCUGCCGGGAGGUUCAGUCCCCCCCUCACAAGCCACGUCCCGAAGCACAACCCGGCUCCGCCUGCGAGGCUGCACAGCAAGGAGGUGGAGUUCUACCUCAAGCAGUUCUACCUCAAGCACAACCCCGCCAAGGUGUCUGAGGCCCCUGAGAUCGCCAAGCUCUACCAUCACUCGCUGCACAAGCUUGAGGAGGACCUGUUGCGCAAGUACGGCACCAACCUCGGCCUGACCACCUCAGGCACCCACAAGACCCGCACACAUCCAGUCAGUCACGUCAGCUACGUCGACCAUCUUGAUACUCCUCGACCUCAAACUCGUCCAGGCUCGCUGACCUCGCAAGGCUCUCAGAGCUCUCGAGGUUCUACUUCAAGGCCCAUCGUUCAGUCAGAUAGGCGAUCAAGCGAGGUGAACGCCAGCAAGCGAUACCGUCAAGAGCUGCCGGCGAGGCAUCAGCCCCAGCUGAGCAUUCUCGUUCCUUAUCAGAUGAAAGGCAGCGUCAAGAGAGCCGCUGCUGCCAUCGCCGUCUCUCCCUACCCUCUCAUGGAUAUCAAACAACGACCCUCACAGAGGGUCCGCUGCCAGGCCAUGGACGCUCCUCCGGUCUACAUGCAGGCAGGAUGGAUCUACUGA
This is a messenger RNA of Guillardia theta CCMP2712, 1074 nucleotides long. RefSeq lists its product as hypothetical. The record is from RefSeq and is a predicted model, not a curated record. NCBI's taxonomy places the organism in Eukaryota, Cryptophyceae, Pyrenomonadales, Geminigeraceae. The transcript is spliced from 5 exons. The coding region runs from base 1 to 1074 and encodes 357 amino acids.